Molecule: messenger RNA, 1989 nt
Organism: Daucus carota subsp. sativus
Lineage: Eukaryota; Viridiplantae; Streptophyta; Magnoliopsida; Apiales; Apiaceae
Product: glucose-6-phosphate 1-dehydrogenase 6, cytoplasmic
Exons: 16
Coding region: 241-1791 (516 amino acids)
Biological process (GO): glucose metabolic process; pentose-phosphate shunt, oxidative branch
Cellular component (GO): cytosol
Molecular function (GO): NADP binding; glucose-6-phosphate dehydrogenase activity
Source: RefSeq, a predicted model, not a curated record
ACGAGGACAAAGUUAGUUGGUGCUUAGAAUGCUGUAAAAAUCGAAUGAAUCAUCAACCCCUGCUUGAAAAUAAAAGUCUUAUUGCUUACAUUUCUCUCUUUGUAUCUAUCUUUCUUUCUACUCGUGUGUAUAUAUACAUACCAAGAUCAUUUGUUUUAGGUACUACAUCUCUCUCCCAGACUUUUUGCUCCCUGCAACAUUAAUAUUUUUCUUUAAGCAUCAUUUGCUUUCAGAUAGAAGAUGACAUCUGAAAAAUGGAGUAUUGAAAAAAGAGCACCUCUUAGAAAUGAUUCUGUUUUGAAAGAAGAGAAUGUGCCUGAAAUUGGGUGUCUUUCCAUUGUUGUUCUUGGUGCUUCUGGUGAUCUUGCCAAGAAGAAGACUUUUCCUGCACUGUUUAAUCUCUAUCGGCAGGGGUUUUUGCAAUCACAUGAAGUUUACAUUUUCGGGUAUGCAAGGACAAAAAUAUCAGACGAAGAGUUGAGAGAACGAAUUCGUGGAUAUCUUGUUCCAAGCAAGAAUACUGUUAAGGGGCAUGAAGAAGAUUUGACUAACUUUCUGCAAUUGAUCAAAUAUGUUUGCGGAUCUUAUGAUACCGAGGAGGGUUAUCAAUUACUGGACAAGGAAAUAUCUGCGCACGAGAUAUACAGAAAUAGCACAGAAGGAUCAUCCCGCAGACUCUUUUACCUUGCUCUACCUCCAUCAGUAUAUCCUCCUGUCUGCAAGAUGAUCAAGAAAUGCUGCAUGAAUAAAUCUGAUCUUGGUGGAUGGACUCGAAUUGUUGUUGAGAAGCCCUUUGGCAGGGAUCUGGAAUCGGCUGAGCAACUCAGUAACCAGAUAGGGGAAUUGUUUGAAGAGCCCCAGAUUUACCGUAUUGAUCAUUAUCUGGGAAAAGAAUUGGUGCAGAACUUGCUGGUACUUCGAUUCGCAAAUCGUUUCUUCAUGCCACUCUGGAAUCGUGACAACAUUGAUAAUAUUCAGAUUGUAUUUAGAGAAGAUUUUGGAACUGAUGGUCGUGGUGGAUAUUUUGAUCAGUAUGGAAUUAUCCGUGAUAUCAUCCAAAACCAUCUAUUGCAGGUUCUAUGCCUUGUCGCUAUGGAGAAGCCUGUCUCUCUUAAACCUGAGCACAUUCGAGAUGAGAAAGUAAAGGUUCUUCAAUCUGUAGUUCCUAUUAAAGAUGAAGAGGUUGUUCUCGGGCAGUACGAGGGCUAUUUAGAAGAUCCAACAGUUCCUGACGGCUCGUAUACUCCUACAUUUGCUACUAUGGUUUUAAGAUUACACAACGAAAGAUGGGAAGGUGUACCCUUUAUACUCAAGGCUGGGAAAGCUUUGAAUUCUAGAAAGGCAGAAAUCCGAGUGCAGUUCAAGGAUGUUCCUGGUGAUAUAUUCAAAAGUAAUAAGCAAGGAAGAAACGAAUUUGUAAUCCGCCUACAACCAUCAGAGGCAAUGUAUAUGAAGCUUACAGUCAAACAACCUGGACUUAAGAUGUCAACUGUUCAAAGUGAGAUGGACUUGUCAUACGGGCAACGUUAUCAGGAAGUUACCAUUCCAGAAGCCUAUGAACGUCUAAUUCUUGACACGAUAAGGGGCGAUCAACAACAUUUUGUUCGGAGAGAUGAACUAAAGGCGGCCUGGGAGAUUUUCACUCCUCUCUUGCACAGAAUCGACAGGGGAGAGUUCAAAUCAAUUCCAUACAAGCAAGGCAGCAGAGGGCCAGCGGAAGCGGAUAAGCUGCUUGAGAAGGCCGGUUAUGUUCAAACACAUGGCUACAUAUGGAUCCCUCCUACCUUAUAGAUUUCCUUACCAUAAAAAUUAGUCACUUGAGUUGCUGUGAUAUUGUAACGUUCUUGUCUUUUUUAUUUGGUUUGUAUGUUUUAUGUUGAAGCAGAAGUAAUGGAUGAUUGAAAAAAAUGCAGAAUUGGUACUCAUAGAGGCACUUUCAGAGAGAUGCAUUAAUAAAUAAUGAAAAAUAUGUGAUACAUUAAUCAUGAA